Molecule: messenger RNA, 1620 nt
Organism: Gracilinanus agilis (Agile Gracile Mouse Opossum)
Lineage: Eukaryota; Metazoa; Chordata; Mammalia; Didelphimorphia; Didelphidae
Product: zinc finger protein 70-like
Biological process (GO): regulation of transcription by RNA polymerase II
Cellular component (GO): nucleus
Molecular function (GO): RNA polymerase II cis-regulatory region sequence-specific DNA binding; DNA-binding transcription activator activity, RNA polymerase II-specific
Source: RefSeq, a predicted model, not a curated record
AUGUGUCUUGUUGGGGUCGGGGGUCUGAGGGGGAAGACCGACUCAAAUGCAAAAGGGAAUCUACGCUUCGGGUGUAGAGGAAUUCCUCCUAAGAAGCCAGCAAUGAUUGUGUAUCUGGAACAAGGGGAAAUGGCAUGGAGCCCAGCUCUGCAGAGACCUCAGAAGAAAAAGAGAAGGCGCCAAAGCCACAGCUUGGGUGAUGGGGCAAAGACUAAAACUAAAGACAGUUAUCCAAAACAGGAAAUUAAUGAAGAUACAGGAUCACAGAGGAUAUUAUCAGAAGGAAUCUUGGGGACUUUUGUCCAGGACCCAGAGUUUCAAGAAAUUUCAGACUGUGAAGGCAAGUUAGAAUUGCAGCAAGGAAGCACAGCAGGCAACAGACUCAGAACACCUAUCCAGGAGAAAUAUUUCUGGCAUGUGUCUCUUUUCCCCAGCAAUGGUACUGCAGAGCAGAGAAGCCAGGAGUGGAAAGGAAUCUUGGAUCUAAACUUUAAGAUGGUUCCACACCCAGGAAAUCUUUCAGGAGAAAGAGCUCAGGAAUGUGAUUCUCAUAAGCACAAUCAGGGACAAAACAUAUUAUCUUUAAGAUAUCAGCUACCCAAUAAUGAAGAGAAAACCUCUAUGGGUGGGGCAGCUGGCUUUUGUCAUUCAGGCAUUGAUUGCAGACAAAAGAGCAAACUAUAUAAAUGUUAUGAGUGUGGGAAAACCUUUGGAAGGAACUCAUACCUUAUUAGACACCAAAGAAUCCAUAAUGGAGAGAAGCCCUAUGAAUGUAAAGAAUGUGGAAAAACCUUCAGGGGAAGAUCAGGCCUGAGUCAGCAUCAGAGAAUCCAUAGUGGAGAGAAGCCCUAUGAAUGCAAAGAAUGUGGAAAAACCUUCAGAGGAAGCUCAGGCCUUAGUGAGCAUCAGAGAAUCCAUAGUGGAGAGAAGCCCCAUGAAUGCAAAGAAUGUGGGAAAGUCUUCACACAGAGCUCAAGCCUUAGAAAACAUCAAAGAAUCCAUAGUGGAGAGAAACAUGAAUGCAAAUAAUGUGGGAAAGCCUUCAUACAGAGGUCAGACCUUAGUAAGCAUCAGAGAAUCCAUAGUGGAGAGAAGACAUAUGUAUGCAAAGAAUGUGGGAAAUCCUUCAGGGGAAGCUCAGGCCUUUGGAAGUAUCAGAGAAUCCAUACUGGAGACAAGCCCUAUGAAUGCAAAGAAUGUGGGAAAGCCUUCACAUUUCGCUCAUACCUUAGAAAGCAUCAAAGAAUCCAUACUGGAGAGAAGCCCUAUCAAAGCCAAGAAUGUGGGAGAGCUUUUAGGCCUGGUGUAGUGGAAGGCGGGGUAGAGCUGGACCUGAUGCUCCCUGGGGGCUCACUAAGGAACUCCUCCAAAAAGGACUCACCAUCAAGUAGGACCAUCACUGAGCCAGAGGCCAUCUGGGUCUUACUGAUAGCUCUGGGAAUUCUGGGAAGAGUAGUCCCAUUGGUUCGCUACACUGGCGCCCAGACUAAGGUCCUGAAGCGUGAAAACGCACCACCUCAGCUGGCCAGAGAAGCCAUGAUGCGUGGGAUGCGUCACAGCCUGCGACUUGCAUCAACCCCACCCCUUCACGGCCCGGGUUGUUCGCAGGUGCCUCUCUAG